AUGACGGAUUUGAAAUCCCCGGCUACCGACAUGGCCCAGCCCUCGCCAGCACCAUCCAGUACAUCCCACGUUUCGAAGACGAGAUCAAGAUCUCGACCAGCUCGCCGCCGUCAAAAUUCGUCCCCCGCACCCCCCUCCUCUCCUCCAGGCCUACCAACACCGGCGUUCUCGCCCGAUGGCCCCAGCGAUCUCGACGAUGAGCUUCUCGAGGAUGAGGGGCUUUCCCCCUUUGACGCCCGCCGAAUUACGCCUACCCUCCAUGCAUCACUCGUCUCCGAGAUCCUUUCCCUUCGACGAGAGAUAGAAAACAAAACCAAGGCUAUCGAUUCCCUAGAACAGAGUUUGGACGAAUCACGAACAGAAAAUGAAACGCUGAGUGAGAGUCUGUCUCAGGCUACGCGCGAUGCGCGGUCCUUGAAGCAUCAGAUCCAACUUCUGGAAGGUGGAACGUCAUCAGCGAUGACGGAAUUGGCCCGCGAGCGAGACGAUGCCGUUGAGAACAUCAAUGACGUCCGCAAGAAAUUAGAGCAAACACAAAAAAGAGUGCGCAGCCGUGAAGAAGAUACUGAGCGCACCCAGGUGCUAUGGGAUAGGGAUCGAGAGAAAUGGGAGAACGAAAGGAGGAAUAUGGAACGCAAGGUCCACGUGGUGGAGGGCCGUCUCAAGACGGUGUUAAAUGAAUUUGCGGCGGCUCAGGAGGCCAAGAAACUUCAUUCACAAAUAAUUGAGAAUGGCGACAACGCGAAGGAGAAGAGCAAAAACAGUGACACCGCAAGUGUGGCCUCCAGCAGCCAGGGCCGUCGGCGUACCAGCCUGACCAGCAUGACGUCCGAUGAGGGCGAGCGUAACGAUUAUGCUCGAGCCGAUUAUCACAACGUGCGAUACUCGGUCAUGAGUCUUGCUCCUGGUGCUAAAUUUGAGUCGGGUCCGAAUUUGGCCGAAGAAUUGGACUUUGAUGAGGCGGAUGAGUUUGCUACCUCUGAUGAGGAGCUGCCGGAGGAACGCCCCCGCUCAGAAGCAUCUCAUACGGUCUCAUCGAAGGCUAGAAAGAUCUUAGGUCUUUCUAUUCAAAGUGUUGGGUCCUUUACAGCAGCCGAGUACCGAGCUUUGGACACGCCGAGUCCCACGAAGGUGCCAGAGGUAUCUGCGGAGUAUCGUGACAUGGGCAUUCAAUACUCUCCCCCUUCGUCACCCAAAAUUUUGGCCAUGAAAGAGGACAACCUUGCUGUUGUGCGAGACGAGCACAAGGGAAAGACCCCCGAGAUGAAGGAUUCUGCGACACUCACCAUUGUUGUCGAGAUGGUAUCGGCGUCAAGCCAGACAAUAGGGGAGCUUCCAAGCCCUCCAUGGACACCCAAGCUACCUGAUUCUAUAUCACUGGCUCAAGAUGGUGAAAGGGCUCUAGAGACAAUGGAGAUGACAUCAAUGUCGACACAAACUGACCCUAUUCCUGAAUCUGAGCCAGCCAAAAAAGAACAAGCCACCUUGUCACCCAACAGUAUGCCGGAAGAAAUGGACAUUCCAAUGAUCGCUAUCCAUCCUCCAGGCUCAGAACCACCAUCUCCCCGGAACAGCGUCGUUUUACCUCCCCAAACCAAGAAUGUGUCUGUGCAGGCCAAUUUUAGGCCGGUCAUUGAAGGCCGAUCUAUCGCCAUUCAGACAGAGGAGAUCCGUAUUGAUACGCGCAAACUCCCUGCCAGCCUUCUUCCCUCUGCCAUUCCAGACUUACCCAUCCAAGCCGAAGCACGAGAAAUUGUGUACCAACCAUACAGACCGCCUGUACCUCCGCCACGGUCUGCCAAGCGAGAACAGCAACGUGCUAACCACCCUGAACGUCCGGCGAGACCACUGCCCGCACCGCCAUCCGAGCCUAUUCAAGCCUACCCAGGCAAUAAUGAUAAUGGUCCACUGUCAGAUGAAGUGGCUUCUGGCAUACGGAGACCUUUCCGGUCCAGCAGUUUGUUUGCCGGCUUUGAACAACUGAGCGAUGAUGAAGGCCCUCACGGUGAAGAGCGUGACAUCUUCACCGAUGACGAGCUCUUGAACAGACCAUUUGCUGCAUACAAGAUUCGGCGCGGUAAACUGGUCAAUGCUAAGUCGAGAGCCAGUCUAGAUUCCAUGGGUCUUCCUGAGAUUGACGAGCAUCUCUCAGAUCCUGAAUCUCGACCAUCAGACCUUGGUCGUAGUUCUUCUCGCGCCACUCAGCGAUCUAGCGCAACUCCCUCCAGCAGCCGUCAGCCUGGCAUGCGUAAGAUGGCCAUGAUCUCUAAUGGUGCAGCGACGCACCAAAGGAUUCGUCCCCGCAGCCCAAGCGAACCAAGCCUCGAUAGCGGCAGUGCAGGAUCAAGCAUUGCUCCUCCAUUCCCUGUCCCGAUUCGACUAAGCUCACGUAAGGUCCCCUUAGAUGGCAGUGAUGGACCUCCCAGUCCUACUCGCUCUGCUGGGAGACAUUUCUCGGACCGCGGCCGUGCGACGGUUGUCCGUCGGCCGACCUUGCGCCGAGUGCGAUCUGCAGCUGCAAUGUCAAACUCGGAUCUUCCAGAGCAACCAGAGACCCUAUCCUCCCCGGCGCGCUCGGCCGACUCGUUUGUGCCGGACAGUCCGUUCCGUGCACCUCCCAUGCCAUUUGAUGAUAUUACGGCUCCAUAUGAGCGGCGAAAUGCCCAAAACGAGUCUCACAUCGACUCGACUGGUGGCGUACAACCGACCAGCGUCGUGGAUGCCAUUGCGCAAACUAUGGUCGGCGAGUGGAUGUUCAAGUAUGUACGUCGCCGUAAGUCUUUCGGUAUGGGCGAGUCCAAGGACAGCUGGGAAGGUAAAAACCCAGACGAGGUAUCGGCCCAUAUCACCAACAGCGGUGUGCGGCAUAAGCGAUGGGUUUGGCUUGCGCCAUAUGAAGGUUCUAUCAUGUGGAGCAGCAAGCAGCCAACCAGUGGACCUGCUUUGUUGGGCAAGAGUGGCAGGAAGUUUACGAUCCAAUCCGUCUUGGAUGUCAAGGAUGACAACCCCCUACCCAAAGGCGCGGGCUCUCCGGCCCCCUUCAAUCGCUCCAUUCUGGUUCUGACCCCUCAGCGGGCGCUCAAAUUCACCGCGCUGACCGUUGAGCGCCACUAUGUCUGGCUGACAGCUUUGUCCUUCCUGAGCCAUUCCUCCAUUGGCCUGCACGAACUGGCCGCACUGCCACCCGCCCCGCGAGAGGAGGCAUCUCCCACACUCCCGCAAGCUUCCCUGCGACGUAACCCGAUCCGCGACUCCAUUCGCGUGGCUAAAGGUCGGCCUCGACCCAUGCCCAAGGGUAAACGCUCAUUCCCGGGGACAGCGAUGCCCGAAUUACCACCUGAUAGUCUGGACAUGGCUGCAGAUGCACCUCACGUCCCGCGCUUCUCCAACCACAACCGCAAGCGCAGCAACACCGCCCCGCGACCACCAGCUAUCCCCACCAUCCGUAGCUUCUCCAGCCAGGGCACCAUGCCCUCGUCGCAUAGCGGCACGACCAUCGGUUCUGUCGAGCCACACUACUCGACUGGACCGCCUCCCAACCUUCCCCCCGGCAGCGGCAGCGGACGAAGCAGCAUCAGUCGUCGCACUUCCGAGGCCAGUGGCCGUACCACGCACACAACUGCCAGUAACAUGUUUGACAUUGGCACUGUGCGCAUGGAAGCCUUCAUUGAUCAUCACGCGCAGGAAAUUAACCGUCCUCGCGGCGCACCAGUUGCCCGCUCUCGACACACCCGCAAGAGCUCCAGCAACUGGAGUGGACCCGACUAUGACGCACCUUCCAUCCACGGCAGUGAAAUGUCCUUCCGAUCAGACCCCUUUCGCGGCUUUUAA
Molecule: messenger RNA, 3831 nt
Organism: Penicillium maclennaniae
Lineage: Eukaryota; Fungi; Ascomycota; Eurotiomycetes; Eurotiales; Aspergillaceae
Product: putative nuclear migration protein
Exons: 3
Coding region: 1-3831 (1276 amino acids)
Biological process (GO): dynein-driven meiotic oscillatory nuclear movement; maintenance of protein location in cell cortex; establishment of mitochondrion localization
Cellular component (GO): mitochondrion; cell cortex
Molecular function (GO): tubulin binding; phospholipid binding
Source: RefSeq, a predicted model, not a curated record